Messenger RNA from Tribolium madens (black flour beetle), 2431 nucleotides. RefSeq lists its product as uncharacterized. Gene Ontology annotation, cellular component: endoplasmic reticulum membrane. Bases 197 to 2389 code for a protein of 730 amino acids. Gene Ontology annotation, molecular function: phosphatidylcholine lysophospholipase A1 activity; monoacylglycerol lipase activity. Gene Ontology annotation, biological process: monoacylglycerol catabolic process; phosphatidylserine catabolic process. The record is from RefSeq and is a predicted model, not a curated record. NCBI's taxonomy places the organism in Eukaryota, Metazoa, Arthropoda, Insecta, Coleoptera, Tenebrionidae. The transcript has 14 exons.
GCCCUGCUGACAUUUAAGGUUAUGCAAUUUUGAAUUUUGUUGUUUGCGAAUUAACAAUUAAUAUCAGAUAAAUAUCCUUAUCUUUAAACAAAAUUAAUUAUCACGAUGAUGAUAUUAGCGUUAAUAAUGUGGAAACAUAGCCAAGUGAGUGCGAAGCCAGAUCGAUAAGAAAUCAAUAAAAAAUGGCUCAAAAACAAUGAAAACUGAAACGGUAGACGAGGAACAGCCCCCGGAAGAAAAUCAACGAAGAACAAUUUUUUAUGUAAGAAAGCCACUCAGCAGAGCGGCUAAAAAGAGACUAAAAUAUGUAGGAAUUUUUUUACUUGCGCUUAUCAUAUUGGGUUUUUUGUUGGUAUUUGUAGGCUUUCCACUGAUUUUUAUGAAUUCUAUUGCCCUACAGAGGAUUCUUAUAUUCACCAAUUGGAAUUUACCGAGCAAAAGCAGUUAUUUUGAAAAACACGAACUUUUAGCGGGUUUGAGAAAUUUUUACGUCUCGGUGCACGACUUGAACAGUGAAAAAAUAAUUUCGUUGGGUGUCUGGCAUUUAUUACCUUACAUAUACGAAGAAGAAAUAAUAACAGAACCCCAGUUUGAUUUCGAGUCUGCCCUAAAAUCCAACUUUCGAAAUGUUUUACUUUAUUUUCAUGGUACGGGAGAAGAUAGAUCGUCGUCGUUUGGAAAAUACAAAAAAUUUCGUGAAGCCUUCCAUGUGAUAACAUUUGAUUACAGAAGCUACGCUGACUCAGCCAAAGCCGAAUUAUCGGAAGAUGCUGUUGUGAAUGACUGUCUCCAGCUAUACGAGUGGCUUUUGACGAAAACCAACGCCUCGAUAUUUUUUUGGGGCCACUCUUUGGGCACAGCUUUGGCGACUAGGACCGCCGCGAUCAUCCGAUCAAAAAACAUCACUCAGCCAAUCGGUUUGGUCCUUGAAGCCCCCUUUACGAAGAUGAGCGAGGAGUUGUAUGUACACCCUUACGGUAAAAUUUUCGCCUGGUUGCCAUAUUUCAAAGCAACCGUGAUUGAACCGUUGCAAAAGAAUGGUUUUAUUUUUGACACGAGUAAACAUAUUUUAAGUGUGAACGUUCCAAUUAUGAUCCUCAGUGCUGAAGACGAUAAUGUUGUUCCUUACACUUUUGGAAGAGAGUUGUAUGAAAUUGCGAAAAAUAAUAGGACGGGUGUGAAAACCACAUUUUAUUACCAGUUUGCUUAUAAUCUAGGCUAUAAUCACAAUUUCAUGUACCAAAAUUAUUUUUUUCCGUAUUUUAUCAAUUAUUUUCACUAUAUUUGUGUGACUCUAAGUACAAAUACGACGGAUCCAUUUCUUGCGAAAAAUAGACACAAUACGAUGGGCAAGUCGAAAAAAUGCCUCAAAGGGACUUGUAUUUAUCUAUUUGCUCUCUUGCUCCUUUUGUUUCUCCUAGUUUUUGUGAUAAUUCCGGUUGUGUUCAUGUUGAGUGUAGAAAUUCAACGAAACAUCAUUUUUCCAGUUUGGUCAACCGAGAAUGCCAAUUUUUCCGAUAUUGAGAGUUUCCAUUUAAAAGGAGUGAGAAAUUUUUAUGUAACUGUUGAUGAUAAAGAAAAUGUGACAUUAGGAGCGUGGCAAAUCCUGCCGAGCAAAUUGUUGAGCAAUGUUGUUGAUAAUCACUACUACAACUACGAGGACAUUUUAGCCAAUAAGAAUUACAGUAUUUUGUUGUAUUUGCACGGAAAUGGCGGCGUACGAUCGGUUCCAUUAGAACUGUACGCGAUUUUGAGGAAGUAUUUUCAAGUCAUUGCGAUUGAUUAUCGAGGUUACGGCGACUCGACAAAAGCCGAAUUGACAGAGGAAAACAUCGUCCGCGACAUCGUCAAUUUCUACAUAUGGCUUCGGGGAAAAACUCAGGCUCGAAUUUUCUUCUGGGGCCACUCUCUCGGCACCGGCGUCAGCACUCACACUAUAUCAAACCUAAAAGUACAAAAUCACGUUCCCUCGGGGCUCGUUCUCGAGACACCGUUUUCGUCAGUACCUGACGUCAUGGAGGAACAUUUUUUUGUUAAAUUUCUAUCAUGGCUGCCUUGGUACAGGCAAACCAUGUUAGAUCCGGUUGUGAAAAACGGAUUCGGAUUCGAAUCUACGAAAUAUGUCGUAGAUGUCGAUUGCCCAAUCAUGAUCCUGCAUGCCAAAGAUGAUACAAUUGUCAGUUACCAGUCAGCGACUAAACUUUAUGAAACUGCCGUAAAAAAUAGAAAUUUUACAACACAGGGAAAUGUCACUUUCCAUUUGUUUGAUGAGUCAAGGGGCUACGAUCACAUGUUAAUUUAUUUGGCCCCGGAAUUACCGACUUAUAUAAGUGAAUUUAUUGAUGAGUGUAUCAAGUUUGAACAAACGUUAAACCAGACCCAAGUGUGAUACAAUUGGAGAUUAUUUCACAUUAAACCCUUUUUAAAUGAA